GUGUGUGUUACGGCGAUGGCGGAGAAGUUCGACUCUCUGGAGGAACAUCUUGAGAAGUUCGUGGAAAACAUCCGCCAGCUCGGCAUUAUCGUUAGCGACUUCCAGCCCAGCAGCCAGACUGGUCUCAAUCAGAAAUUGAAUUGCAUGGUGACAGGCUUACAGGAUAUCGACAAAUGCCGGCAGCAGCUUCACGAUAUCAGCGUGCCUCUGGAGGUUUUCGAAUACAUAGACCAAGGCCGCAACCCUCAGCUUUAUACUAAAGAGUGUCUGGAGCGAGCUCUGGCUAAAAAUGAGCAAGUAAAGGGAAAAAUUGACACAAUGAAGAAAUUUAAAAGUCUGUUAAUUCAAGAACUGACAAAGGUGUUCCCAGAAGAUAUGGCAAAGUACAAAGCUAUUCGAGGAGAAGAUCCUCCUCCUUAAGAUGGCCUUUGAUAGCUCUAAAAUGUCAAUUCCAUGGACUGUCACCGCUCUAUAAAAACCUUGACUAGUGAGAGGGGGAAUCCAGUCCAUUGUAAUAACUACUAAAAAUUGCAGCCACAGACUGUAAAGGAGCUCAAUGAUUGCUGAUGGUUCUGGGCUGAAGCUACUGAAUCUUUUGGAAGACUUUUACUCAAAGACUGCAGUUGACCCUGUGGUAACCUAGCCUUCUUCCCUGAAAGGUUUUGGAGAUGUAAUUGCAUACAGGUCAUCAAUACAUAGCAUUUGCCACAAAACAUAUUUCCAGAGCAGAAAAUCGUGGAUUUUUUUUUUUUUUUCCUCCUGAAAAGUGUGCUCCAGGAUUGUGGGCUUAUCUAUUUUUAAGAUAAAUUUAUUUAUUAUACUUGGUUAUUUUUCAGUCAUGAGCUGCUUUUUUCUUAUUACAGUACAAAGAGUUGACUGCUCUCGUCUGGCCAAAUUGUACUGAACCAGAGCCCAUUAAGGGCUGCAUUCUCAUGUGUUGUGAUGAAUUGCAGCCAAGGAAACCUCUAGAUACUCUUGUUUUGCUCAAUGAGCUGCAGUGCAGAUGUCUGCCUAUGUGGAAAGUGAGCAUAUUUGGAGACUAGUUCCUCAACAAUGUUAAUAUUUUGUAUAGUAUUUAAUGUAAGCUUUUGUCUCUCCAUUUUUCUGUAAGCAAAUUGUCAAGUUAAAGUUUGAACAAAAUCUGCAGGUUUUGUCAGCUUUCUAUUGUAUGCUCCUCUCUGGAGAAUUAACUGAAAGCUGUGGAAAGAUAGCAUAUUCUUUGGUCUUUCAUUGAUAGAAUUAAAACAUAUAUCAAAACUUGUUAAAAGUUUGUUUUUUAUCUGAAGAUGAUUUAAACUCAGUCUUUUGGUUUUAUGAGGGAAAAACUUCCUUUUAGUACUUGAAGCAGGAGCUUUUGUGCAUUGGUUACUCUGACUUUAAGCAUUAGUAAUUUGUCCUGUGUUGUAGCUGCUCAGAGGUGGGGCAGUCCAGACCCAUACAAUAUCAAUUGGCCCCCUUCCCCUGCCAAGGGGCAUCCUGAUGCUGCAGGGGGCCAGUUUGGCAGUGGGAGAGAGAGGGCCUCUUUGAAUUUUAGGUAUUCAUGAACACUGAACCUUCUGUACUUAGAUUUGUCCUUCCAGAUAGAAUCAUUUCAGCUCAAAAAGACCUUGAAGGUCAUUGAGUCUAGCCUCUGUCCUAGCCCUAUCAACCUCUAGACCAUUUUCUGAAGUACAACAUUGGUUGGUUUUUUGGUUUUUUUUUUUUUUUUGCAUCAGCAAAUGAAUUCCUUUUCAUAAUAAUUCUUUCUUUAGUUGAUAAACUUGGUGGUAUUGGGCAGGAGCUCCAAAAAAGUGCUCUGUCAGUGUACUCUUCAGCAGACUUGUCUAGUCCAUUAAAGGUCUUGACAGCGUUUUUAGGUGUGUUCAGGUUGUUGGUUUUUGUCACACCAAUUUAGGGAAAAAAAAGCUCUAGAAAUUAAAUGAAGACAAAAUGGGUAAGAUUCCUCUGUAGAGCAAGUCAGCAUUUUGCUGGGAUGUAAACUAACUUGUAGGGGAAGCACUGGAAUGGGUUGACCAGACAGGUGGUAGAAUUUCCAACCAGCAUUGGAUUUUUUUAAGAGUCGGUGGGAUUGGGUCUGAAGCAGCCUGAUCUAGUAUAGGAGUCAGCUCUGGAGCAGGAGCCAGGCUAUAUGAACUCUAGAGGCUUCUUCCAAUCAAUAUGAUUCAAAUUAUAGUUUGUAAGUACAAAAAGGAUAAAGGGUAGGUGCUAAAAUUACAGAAAGAGAAAUUUGAAUUAGAUAUUAAAACCAAUCUUACUGUGAGAUUGGCAAAGCAAUGAUAGAGGUGUCAUGUUAACGAAAUGGAGUUUCUGUCAGGAGGACUUUGCUCAUGACACAACUGGCAUAGCUGAUCUUAUCUUAAAGCAAGGGGAGAAACAAAAUGACUUCUUGAAGUCCAACUGCACACAACCAGGAUUCUGGUGAAGUAACUGCUGUACUGUAUAUACAAUAUUGUACUGAAAUUUCCUCAUGUAAGAACUUGGGAAUCUUUUUUUCGAAAUAUAAUUCUAUAUUUUAUAAUAAUUUUUGGUUUUAUAAGUGAAUAUACACACUUUGUGCGGUAGUAUUGCACAUUGAUUAGAAAAGUCUGGUCAUAUUGCAACUCCACUAGCUGUAACAGCUGCUUUCUUUACCCGGUGCUAGAGUAAUUUCAUACAGACUAAAGCUACAGCACAAGAGAGGUAUUGAAAAUUAAUUGUAUUAUAACAAUCUUGAUAAUCUUUUUUUUUUUUUUUUGCAAGAGCUAGAAAACUGCAGAAUAAUUCCCAGGCAAGUUACAGAUAACUUGUCCAGUUAUCAGUAGAAUAAGAGGAGUUUGAAGACAGUCUUAAUAAUCCCAUACAUGGUUAAUUGGAUAUGUAUUUCCUUCAAAGAAAGUAUCCUCAAGACUCAUCAAUAAUUAUAUGCAAAUUACUGGAACUGAUUUAUCUUCUGGAUAUAGCUACAGACAGCAGUAUUUUGGGAAAAGUGAUUUGAAGGACAGGCUACUCUGACCCUUUUUUACAGUAGUUGUCUUUGCAACAGUUCUGGGCCAGGAUGGAAGAUUGAAGAACUGACAGUAUUCUUCCAGUCUCAAUUGACCCUGUACAGUAGAAUAAAAAUCUUGUUUAAUUUUUCAGCUUUUGCAAUACCUGUAGAUCCCAGGGACCUGAGUGCAGGUAUUGAUUUACUGCCUAUUUAUUUAGCUGCACUUACCACCAAAUUGCUUGCUAAUUUCAAAGGAUCAAUGCGUCAAAGGAAGAGACUGCCCCAUUGCUGCAGAGAAUAUACACAUUGAUUGGAUUUUUUUUAUAUAGUUGCAGCUCUCACACAACACCAAUGUUUAGGUUCCUUCUAACUAAGAUAAAAAAUUACAAAACCAGAAUGUCUACAACCAUUAAGGUAAAAGGAUGAGAAGAUAAAGAAGCUUUAAAAAAUGCUUACAUAUAGGGCGAAAGAGAUCAUCUUACGAGCCUUACUACAUUCCAGCAAAAAUCUUAAUAUUGGAAACCAUAAAGUGUCACUCAGGCAUUCUUAGGCUAAAUUAUAAAACUUGAGCUAGAUUAAAACAUUUAACUAAAAAUCUGGCAGAGCUGAGAAGUAGGUGUUAGACACAGUCAUUUUGAUGUAACUUGAAAACUAACCCUUACAAACUCCAAAUUUACGAGCAAGCUAUAUCGGUUAUGUAUCUGAUAGGAGCUACCAAAGCAACGAUUCAUCAGCUGAAACCGUAAGAGAAUAAGUCUCAUUAAUAGCAUGCAGGGAAUAGCAUGUGAGGGACAGAAGUCCAUCCAGAUGUCCUCAGCAUUCUGAGUAAACACUGUCAACUGCAAAUUAUUCUACUCGCAGAUAUAAGGUAAAGAUGGUAUGUGGGGGUAUGCCAGGCUUCACAUUAUCUGAGGGGGCCCUGUAAAGCUCUUACAACCCCAUCUGAUCUUGCAACCCUGCAACCCACAUCCCUACUCUGUAUCAGGAAGAGGCUCCAGUGAGGUCUACACCUUGUACAGUUUUAAAAGUCUCCUUGUUGCUCAUUUGUGUGAAGCAGCACUUUCAAACUGCAUAAAGAAAUUACCAGCCCACUGUCAAGAAAACAGCAGGACUGAGGAUGGAGCAUCUCCAAAGAGCACUGUAAAUAACUAAUUUUCACAAUAUUCCUGUGGUAAGUGUGGUUCAAGUUGCAGAAUUAUAGGGUGAAACAGAAACAUAGGCCACAGGUGGAAGAAAUGUAGAAAUCAGACUGCAGCUGUCUCCAUACCCAUUCCUCAGGUAGACUAGAAAUACUUGUAUGUACAUAUACACACACACACACACAUGUACAACAGACAAUCAUAAAACGUGUCAGCCUUAAAUUGAAAGAGCCCUGAACUAUCAAGAGAACAAAAUAUUUUGAAGCAGCAUUAGGUUGCAGAGUUGCUCAAAUCCAUUUUAUUCAGACAAGUGUACCAAAAGAAUUCUGACAGCAGAAUUUCACUGAUGCAAAUCACUAGAGUGAAUAAUUUUAUAGUCUGGUUCAUGAAAACACCUUUUGUUUAUUUAGCAAGAUGAUCCAGGAACCAAUUUUCUAGAGUGUGGCUAUUGCUUACCGUAAAAAUUAGAGACUGUAUUUGAGAAAGGACAAAUACCGUAAAAACCUUUGUGUAUUUGCUCCACUUUCUGCUGAGUAGAUUUACCUGCAGCUUUCUAAACAUCAUCUCUCAUUUACAAGGUGACUCAGAACACAAAACCUUUUAAUUAGUCUGAAAAUCCAACCUGCUUUAUAUACAUGCCUGUCAGCCCUCUUGCCUUCUGCUGCCCUUCGUUGCUAUGGCAGCACUCUCCCAACAAAGGAGGAUGCAGAAGGACUUGCAGAAGUAGAAACUCUUAGCCAAGAUGCUCAGCACUUUUGCAUGCAGCUGGAUAAAUAUUCAUGAUGCAACUGUGUGCUCAAGAAGUGCUCUUUGAGUAAGAUCUAGGGCUAUUGUUCACCCUCAAAAAACACCCAGAGGAAACUUUUCCUUGUUUAAUAACAAACAACUCCCUGGGUAGACUGCAAAUGUUAAAUCAUCUCCCUUCCCCAAACAGCAGCUGGGACGUGCCAAGUGAGAUUACUGUGCAAAGGAAAACAAAAAUCAGGUGCUCCACCAGUGUAAAUCAAUCUGUUGAGAUCUGUAAUACCUCUCCAGCUUUUACUAAUUGGCAUUCAUCAUUUGGCCCGUUGUACUGAUGGUACAGUCAAUAUAAGAAUCAUUUCAACUGUUGAGAAGUUACUUAAUGGUAAUAAUAGAACAUUACAUAUGUGGUACAGAUUUACUAUAUGAUACAAAAUCACAAACGAACUUAGAUACUUACAUCUGAAAGUAUAUUAAGCUGUUGAUCUUUUUUAAAAUAAUUUCCCCCCUUAUCCUAUGUGGCUCUCUCUAUGGCAUCUUUCUUCAUGUCACUAAAUUACCUUUUUAACUUUAGGUGGUAGAAUAACCUUCAAAAUCUCUGACAACACUAUUUCCUCUGACAACACUAUUUCAUCUAUUGCAGUGCUACAAACUGGGAAUUGUAAGUUUUUUUUAAUAUGGCAUCAUUUAAGAAAAAAAAAGUAUUCUGGGAUGGUUUCAGCAGCUUUUUAAAAAAUAGUAAACAUCUAUGCUGACCAGGACUUAUUUUAAUUUGUAAAUCUCAUAAGCAUCAAACAAGAUGCCAUGGCUUCAGCAGACUGCUGAUUACUAUAUUAAGUCUUUCUGUCAUACACUGACAGAGAUGCAGAUACAAAAAAAGAGGACUGGAGUGGUAGAGAUCAGCUUCAGGUUUGGUAACACAAAAACAUCAAAGAAAAGGGAACAACUGAGGAAAGAAGGCUGUUUCCAUCUGGGUAUCCAAGUUUGGAUUAAGGAUUUUAUAGAUUUUUUAACCACUGUAUGAAAGUGUUUGUGACAGGCUACUGUAAAGCAAAAAAAGUGAGAAGUACAAUGCCACUACAUAUUAAAAUUUAUUUCCUCUUAAUAGUACAGAGGAAACUUUAAUUCAGUCUUUAAAUGUCAAAAUUUACUUAAUUGUAGAAUGAAUAACUAUUGUAUAGUUGCUUAGCAACUCUGACAAUACUAACAUCCUUGGUCAGGUACUAUAAAGUUCAUUUUCUGAAUUUCUGAUAGUAUCUUUCCAUGUGUUUAAAGCUCUGUAAUAGCUUCCCAGCCUGUUAUGCUUUAAAUCCUCUUCCAUUUCUCUGCACAAGUGAUAUCCUUGAUUUAGGGGAAGUGAUUCCAGAAGAACUGAAGUUGGUAAUGUAUUUUUUAUAUCUCUAUGUCCCUAUGGUCUCUUGGAACCAUUUAUGGGGAAACACAGAUGAAUUCUGUUUUCAUCAAGUAAUUUGGUUUUCAUUGACAUUUUUACUUUGUCAUUUUCCUGAACCACACAUUGCUGAUGUGAACACGAUAGGGAAAAGGAACUUCAUAUGAUACAGGAGCAAACUUCCCUUUCAUGCUGUGUUCCAGAGAGAUGUGAAGUCAUCACUUGGAGUGAGCCUAGGGGAGGACCAUCAAGAUGGUCAUGUGGCUGCAGAUGGUCAGAAGGAGCUGGCUCAUCCUGGAGAAGAAAAGUGUUAGAAGGAAUAUCUGCUGUCUCAAAGCAACUACACUUGAGUUAGAGAACUUUGUACCAGGUUCUGGUUGGAUGUGUGCAGUAGAGUGACAAGAAGAAACUUCUCCAGCAACAAGAUGCAAUAAGAAAAAUGCCAGUGAUGUGUAAGGAUGCGAUUCUUCCAUGGGAACUCUUCUGGAAGGAAGAUAUCUACACUUGACAUCUCUGAUCUGGAUCCAAAACUGAGACAAGUAUAUCUGCUGUUCCUGUUUGAAUUAGUGCUUCCAGAAGGCUUAAUAGGAAUACUUUACUUUUGGUGGCUGGACCUAACAUAGCUCUCUAAAACCAUAGACCCCCUUCUUCCCUACGUGUACUCUGUUUCCUAAAGAUAAGACUGCAGAAAGCCCUGCGCCUUGAGAGCCUCACCAGCUCAUAACAAAUGUUGAGGAAAGGCAUGUGCCUUAAGGCUCUCUGAGCCUGUCAUGACUUCAUCCAGGUUGUAGAAAAAAAUCUAACCUGCAGUCAAGAUCAAUAAUUUUGAAUCACCUCUGGCUAGUUUUGUGUUAGGAAAUACAAAACUACUUCUGGACACACAGGACCUUCUCUGGAUUUCAUUUUCUUGAGAAAAAUCUGAACACCCCGUCAAACCAAUGAUAUCAGGUUAUCAGUUGAUAAACUGGUAAACUGAACAUUCGUCAGUGGAGAAAGACACCGAGUUUGGCCAGUGUUGUGGUUGAGGGACUGCUGUAAUAAAGGAUACUCAAGGAUUUUUAACAGAUAUAAAGAGAUGACGGCAUGAACAGAAUUGGAUUUAUGGGAAAGCACCAUAAGAAUCUCUAGAUAACAGUUUGGAAGAAGGGAAGGCAUCAGUAGCCAAUGACACAUGUCAGCAAAAAAAGAUUGGUAGCAGCUAAGGAAAGUGCUGCUUGCACCAAGACAACAGUACAGCUGACUCAUCAGCAAAAGACUUGCAGUCUGACAUCAGGAGCAUGGCAGCAUGGUUAUAGCAUGUGGGUUAUGCCUUUCUGCAUCCGGAUAUUCCAACAAGAAGACAGACUUCAGCCACUUCUUACCUUCCCCUUCUGUAGUACCACAUGAACAAAAAAAAAUGCUGCAGAGUUUA
Messenger RNA from Colius striatus (speckled mousebird), 7646 nucleotides. RefSeq names its product mediator complex subunit 10 (gene MED10). The record is from RefSeq and is a predicted model, not a curated record. Gene Ontology annotation, molecular function: transcription coregulator activity. Bases 16 to 420 code for a protein of 134 amino acids. Gene Ontology annotation, cellular component: mediator complex; chromatin. Gene Ontology annotation, biological process: positive regulation of transcription by RNA polymerase II. Lineage: Eukaryota; Metazoa; Chordata; Aves; Coliiformes; Coliidae. The transcript is spliced from 5 exons.